Bufo bufo (common toad) is the source of this 3984-nucleotide messenger RNA. RefSeq names its product multimerin 1 (gene MMRN1). The coding region runs from base 162 to 3674 and encodes 1170 amino acids. The record is from RefSeq and is a predicted model, not a curated record. Lineage: Eukaryota; Metazoa; Chordata; Amphibia; Anura; Bufonidae. Gene Ontology annotation, molecular function: calcium ion binding; extracellular matrix constituent conferring elasticity; protein binding. The transcript has 8 exons.
ACAGUAACAGGAAGCCAUGUUUCCUCAGCUCAUGACUGACAAGUUACAACCUGUUUCCUUUUUAUGCAAAACCUAGAGUUUGGUCAGAGCAAAAACAGAUGUCAUGAAUACAGAGGCAUAAUACAACUGAACUAGCUUAAGAUAUUCAUAUUAACUUGAAGAUGAUGUCAAUUUUGUUACUGACCAUUGGUCUUCUUCUGCACAUUGAUGGUGGAAGUACAAGAGGAGAUUCAUUAGAUGUUACUGACCACCCAGGGACAGAACCAGUGGAUACCAAUGUCAAGAAGCUUCUCUCUGAAAUUGAUAGUAAAAUGCCCAGGGAUACCACCCAAAGGAGUGUAACUGAGCCUACUCCUUUGCUUGAAGAUGAAUUCACCACUGCACAGUAUAAAACUACAACUCCCUCUUUGUUACCCAAUAUCAAAAGAAAAGAAUACAAAAUAUUUGAAAAGACUAUAAGGAUGCCAAUAAAAGUUUCUGCAACUGCAAAAGUAGAAACUAAGAAAUCCAGUGAUGAGCAGAUUGGGACAGCAGGAAAGGCUACUAUACAAGUCGAGGAGAUCCAAAAAAGACCAGAUCCUUCUUCCAGACUGAAUUACAUCAAUAAGAACAGUCAGAAGCCAAACUUUGAAACAACACGAGGAAAAAACUGGUGUGCCUAUGUGCAUACAAGACUCUCACCCACUGUUGUAAUGGAAAACAUGGAAACAUAUGUAUCUUCUGGAGCAAAUCCAUGCGCCUGGAAUACGGGAGCCUGUCCUGUGAGGAGUCGAGUGAUUUUGCAGCCUGUGUAUAGACUGAAACAUAAAAUACUGACAUCAUUGGAGUGGAAAUGCUGCCCAGGGUAUAGUGGAGACCAGUGCAAAGUAACAGCUCCACAGCUUCAAAAACAGGUACAUCGGAACCAGGCAGAAAGCAGCCUUGCCAUUAAUGAGGUAGAUCCUGAAGAUAAGAGAACUUCAGCGUAUGACCCAGCACUGCAGCAAAAACUGACUGAACAGAUUUACAACCAAGAAAUGAAGCUAAUUCUUCUCCAAAGGAAUGCUGAAAAUAUCUCAUCAAGCUUGAGCAAUGUGCACAGAACACUGUAUUCUCUGGAAGAGAAAAUCAACGAAGCAGAUAAGGAGAAAAAUCUGCCAUCAGUCCUUAAAGAUUUGAAAUCGAAAAGUUUUACUGACCUAAUCAAAGAAAUAGUUAAGGAUCAGCUGACAGUGCUGCAGGAAGACAUGAAGGAAACAGUAGCUCAACUGUAUAAAAGUAUGUCUGAAAUGUCUCUCGACAUUGAAAGGACCAAGGAAUUUGUGAAAACAUUGAAUGAUACAAUAAUUUCUACUCAUAAGAAGUGUGCACAAGAAGAAGAGAGCAAGGCAACGAUGGACGAUGUGGUAGAACUCAAGAAUCGAAUUGAGACUUUAAAAAAUACAGCUUUUGUUUGUACAACGUCUUUUAAAGAAAUGGAGGCAAAGCAUUUGGCACUAGAAAAGGAAUUAGAACAUGAGAAAUCACGAAACAGGGAUUAUUUUGAGUCAUUGAAUAGCACGCUAAGCAAAAUAAGAGAAAUUCAUAGUCAAAUGUUAACUGAGGAACAUACAAAGGAGCCAACAGUCUCAGUAGAAAGUAAUUCCAUGAAUGAUAACAUAACUGAAUAUCUUAUUAUUUUGCAAGAAAGAUUGAAAAAGCAGAAUGUAAUGAUGCUUACACUGUUUGAUGAUAUUAAUUCACAAGAUGGCAAAAUCAAUAAUCUUACAAUAAUGUUGGAUUUUCAGAGGCAAUCGAUUGAGAAAGCCUGUGAAGACAGAUUUUCAACUUGCAAGAAUGAUUUCCAGAAGCAGUUAAAGGGAGCUGAAGAGACUAUGCAUGUCUUAAACAAAACUGUAUCUGAUGUGGUCCUUCCUCUGGAUGACAAGAUUGAUAAAAUGAAUGAGCAAAUAAGCGAUUUGUGUUAUGACAUGGACAUACUGCAACCAUUAAUAGAACGAGGGGCACCAUUUAGUAUGACAACUGAAUAUGAACAUAAGACUGAUAUAGGGGAAGUCAACAACCAGAUUAAGAAUAUAACAGAAUUCCUCAAGGACCUAGGCUCUAGAAUGCAAGAACUUGCUAAAGGUCAGGAAGAACUUCACAGCAAGGCAGAAGCUCGAGAACAGAUUUUUGAAAGGCGUCUUAGUGAGUGCCUCAUGGAAGUUGAAGAUGGCCUUAACAGCACUAUGGAUGUAAUAAAUAAUGCUGUUGAUUCUAUCCAUGAUAAUUUUGUUAUGACAUCAACCAUAUCUGACAUGGAAAAUGUAGCUGAACUUUACUAUAAUGCAACAAAUGAGAAACUGAAAAAGAUAAUGUUGGCCAUUCCACAGUUAAACAAUACCUUGCAGAACCUGGUCAAAGAAUCAGGAUCAAGUCAACAGGAUGUACAUUAUACCAAGGUGUCAAAUGAAAAUAACAUCAACUUGUUGACUUAUGUUGAGCUUUCUCAAAAGAUAAAUGCCAUGCAAAUCAGAUUAGAGCAAAAUCAAUUAAACAUGACCUACAUGGAGGAAAAACUGCAACUUUCAGAAACUAAGGCAAACAGCUGCCAAACACGGGUGCAAAGUAUAGAGUCCCAAGUAAAUAUACUCCUCACUAACCCUACAACUUCUCCAAAGAAUAAAAAGGAUGAGGUGAUCUCAAAAGGCAACUUCCAACAAGAUGUAAACAUAAGAGUUAAGGCCCUUGAGUUUAAAACAGUACGAAUGUCAUCAAGUAUACCACAACUAAAUAAAACAGCCUAUGAGGCAAAAGCCUUGUGUCAAAGCAUUUUCAUCACUGUUAAGAAAUUCAAUAACAGUGCGCCCCAAUUAAUUAAAGCUGCCCAGCCAAAUAUUACACAUUUACAGAAAGGUUUUGAGGAGCUAAUUCGUUCCUUAGUAGAAAUAAAAAUGGAAACAGUCUUGUCAAAUCUGACUUACUAUGUUGAUAGUUCACUAUCUGAUAUGAGAAAUAGCAUUGCUAAACUUCAAAAACAAAUGAAGGCCCCUGCAAAGAAGACCGUUCCACCUAAAAAAAGCAUGAUCAAUCCAACUGCAUCUGCCAUUGGACGAAGUCAAAGAAACACUGAUAUAGCAGAUCAAGAUGCAUAUUUAAGUUGCAACAGUGGACCUUGUUUAAACGGUGGAACCUGCAUUAAUGACCUAAAAGGCUUUACAUGCGCCUGUCGUCAUCCUUUUGGAGGAGUGAAUUGCAGUCUGAAGAUGUCGGAUGACAAUACUCAGUCUUUAGAUUUCUCAAAAGGAUCGUACCGUUAUGCACCAAUGGUGGCUUUUUCUGCUUCUCACACGUAUGGGAUGACAUCUCCUGGACCAAUUCGAUUCAACAAUUUAUAUGUAAAUUAUGGCUCCUCUUAUGUACCCAACACUGGAAAAUUUCUUGUGCCAUACCUUGGAGUAUAUGUCUUCAAGUUUACCAUUGAAUCAUACAGUCAUCGCGUUUCUGGCUAUUUAGUAGUUGAUGGAAUUGACAAGUUUGCUUUUCAGUCUGAAAAUAUUAACAGUAGCAUGUACAGUGAUAGGAUGGUGACCGGAGAUGCUUUGUUAGAACUGAACUAUGGUCAGGAAGUAUGGCUCAGGUUGACAUCAGGCUCCAUUCCAGCACAGUACCCACCUGUUACAACAUUUAGUGGAUACCUGUUGUACCGCACAUAAUGCUGAUUAUGGUAUAUAUAUAUUUUUUUGUUUUUCAUAUAAAUAUUAAGACCAGAAUGCAUCCAGAUAUGAACUCCAUGGCACAAAAAUAUGUACAGGAUUUCCUAGUGUUUAAACUGAAUCUCCAAAGCAGUAGGUUUGCUACAGUAGGUGAAUAAAAAAUAAAAAUGUCACUUCAGCUAUUUCUAAGUUUUUAAAGUUUUUAAAUUUUAGAAUUACCAUAUGUAUGAAAUCCACCAUGUUAUUGUUCUUAGGAAGGCUGUGUUCACACUUGUGUUGUGAAGCUCUAUCACCAGUUCUCUGAAACAUU